This is a messenger RNA of Gastrolobium bilobum, 1501 nucleotides long. RefSeq lists its product as uncharacterized. The record is from RefSeq and is a predicted model, not a curated record. The transcript has 9 exons. Lineage: Eukaryota; Viridiplantae; Streptophyta; Magnoliopsida; Fabales; Fabaceae. The coding region runs from base 296 to 1303 and encodes 335 amino acids.
GGCUGUAUUUUGGUCGGCACUCUCAAGUUUUUGGGAAUUCGAUUCCUUCUAGAAUUCGAAUUUAUGUAGUCAGGACUAGGAAUUCUACAAUACUUACACCACCACCACAAUGGGAUAGAGAGACAUAGAAGGCCGAGCCCAUUAUAAAUGUGCCAAGUCUUGUAAUUCAUAGUAUCAACGUUGUCACUUGUCAAUGCCACCAGAUUCUGUUGUCAAAUUCCUCUUCCUUUUCCUCUAGGGUUCCUCUUUGUAAUUUUCUUUUGCGUCUCUUGUGCUGCUUCCGUUCUUCACAGCAAUGGCCAAGAAGAGGAACACACGUGAGAAGAAGAAGAACAACAACAACAACAAAAAGAAGACCCCAAUUGAUUGUAUACCAAAGUAUUCUCAACAGCCAAGAAGCUCACCUCCUAAACGCCGCACUGAUUUCUCUGUGUUUAUGUGUACUCCUUCCUCCCUUUCCAAUUCUCCUACUGGUUCCUCACCAGGUUCAUCUUCUGAAUUGAGAUUGUCCAAUGUCACUGCAAGCGGUUUGCAGGAGAGGAGAAUGGCAGUGAAACAAUUUCCUGAAGAUACACUGGUUCGAUGCAGCAAUUACCAAGAGGGUAGACCAGUGUGUUCAUCUGAAUGUUUUGAUGCUCCAGCUAUGGAAGUUGGUUCAGCCAUCCAAGAUGAUGGUCUCGACCUUGGUGGCAAUAGGGAUGGUUGUAAUGAAAAAAUUGAUAUUUUCAAGACAUCAGAAUCUACCCCUCGCGAAUCAUCUGUCAGUGAUAACAGUUCUCUUGCUGUAACCCCGGGAAGUGUUGUCUGGGCAAGAACCUCUUGUCAAAUGUGGUGGCCUGCUGAGAUCAUGGAAGAAAGAUCUGCAUUAUCUAACCCUGUUAGUGAUGGACAUGUUUUGGUGCAGUUUUAUGGAAAUCAUCCCAGGGCUUGGGUUGAUCGGAUGACAGAUAUUUCAUCAUUUGAGGAUUCUUUUGAAGAAAGGAGCAAUAACCCUUCAAAAGAUUUUCAAAAGGCUCUAAAGCAAGCCUUAGAGAGAAAGACACAACUUAGUUCUUGCCAAAAGUUGAGUCCUGGUAGUUCUGCUCACUCUGAUCAGCAUGAGCGUUCAUCUGAUAAAUGUACUUCACCUAGCUCAAGCAGAACAAUCGAUGAUUUUCAAGAGAGACGAAGAGGGAAAAGGGAACGUAAACGCAAAGUUCAUUUUGAUGAGGUGAUAGCUCCAAUGAAAUCAGAAAGAAAGGUUCGUCGGUUGAAGAUAAUGCGUUACCUCGGCCUUGUAGCUCCAAUUGGUUCUCCUUUUUGACCAUGAUUACGGAUAUAAAUGUAUAUUUCAGAUAAUUGCGGCCUAACAGCUCUACUUGAUUUUUCCUUUUUGUAAUCAGUAUAAUCACGAGUUACGCUAUUUCAAAAAUUUGCUUAACAGUUCUUGCCAUUAGAUUUGUACCUACCACUUUUCAGUAUCAUUUGAUCUCGUUUAUUUCAUUAUUAUCUGUAUAAACCA